CUAAAGUAUUGAUUCAUUCCCACUACUUUCAGCUGUGUUUGUUCCUCUCCAUCCUAGGAGUUUUUACUGCCAUAAUCAGACCAGACCAGACCAGACUUAUUGUAGGGCAGGCCUACCCUACUCUGGUUUUACUGAUUCAUUCAUUCUCUACUUAAACAAAUUACAUCUAAUAGUUCUGCACUCUCUCUGCGGAAGCUCCUCCUAUCUUUCACAUCUGGCUUUCUCUUUUCCCAAUGCUUUCCAGCUCUCUUGUCCCUCCUUAAUUAAACUCAAGUGCAUGCACUUCUCCAUCUUCUACUUCUUCUUCUUCUGAAUAUCAUCAUCAUCAAACUUUUUGAAAAGGAUCUCUCCUUUUGUUUCUUUUCCUUGUGUUUAUUCUCUACCUUUCUUUUUUGAGUACUUUUCAUCAUUUUUGGGUAGUUGUUCCUUUUCGUUUUGUAGUUUUCUCACUGAACUGAACUGCUUCUUCUGCCAUAUAUAUUCACUUUCAUGGCUACACUGAUGCCUGAGAACAACACUGUCCCUCUUCCUCUUCGAGAUGCUUCAUUCACUUCUUACCUGUCCGACUCUGUUCUAAAACCAAAUCCAGAUGGGAAGAAAGCAGAAGAUGGAGAAAUUGACGUCUUUGAGGCUGAGAAAUAUUUCAAUGGAGCUAUUGAUGAUCAUGAACAGAAAAGCUCAAACCUUUCCACCAUUAUUAAUGGACCCAACAAACAUGAACCCGGUCAAUAUAGCCAAAACAAACAGAGGCCAAAAGUUCAAUUUGGAACACCGAGCAUUAACUCGGAAUCGAGCUGGAACAGCAGCAGCGUGCUGCUUCAAACAACAUUGAAGAAUCAAACUCCUCCUCUCCCUCCCCAAACGAACAAGUACAACAAUCUCAAAACCCUCAUCUCUAAUCUAAGAUGCAACUACUGCUCGUGCAACGACAAGAACUCUGUCCAAGUUGACGAGACUUCCAAAUCGAUCCACGACAAGACGACUGCAAGAGAUCAAUCCACUCAAUCCAGUUCCUAUUUAUCUCAUUCCAAUACUAAAUCCUGGACCAAUCCCUGUCUCAUGAACCGAGAUCAAGAUCAACAACAACAAACCAUGCAAAGAAAGUCACUGGAGGUGUUCGGUUCUCCUGUCGAAAGAAGAAUUCCAAUGAAACCAACCCUAAUCGUGACGCACAACCAGCCAAGUACUUCAAUACAAGAACCCUGCAUGAUUGGGAGAAGCCUUGAUGGGACCUACGACGAAACAGGCAGCGACGCCAGCUCGGAUUUGUUUGAGAUCGAGAGCUUCACCACCAACACCAUCAACACUCCAAGGGGAUACGCACCAAGUGAGGCUAGCGUAGAAUGGAGUGUAGUAACCGCCAGCGUGGCUGAUUUUUCGGCUCUAUCUGAUUCAGAGGACGUGAGAACAAUGUCCUUUAGCUCCAACACGAGGAAAAUGGUUUCUAAACAGAGGAACAGUCCCGCCAAGGAGACUGAGAGGCGGCGGUCUGGGAUUCUAUUAGGGUGCAAGAACUACAAGGCAGUUAGAGUGGCUGGAGAUGCUUAUAGGUCGAAUACAAAGUUAGGUCCUAAUGGAUCAUGUAGAAUGCAUGAUGAAUCACAAGUCAGAGUCCUACGUGUCAGCGGCGAGAAUUGGAGCAGAGAAAAAGGUGGCGGAAUUUGAGGAUUCAAGAAACGUCAAAGAAGAGUCUCAGUCUCACCCUGCUCAUUAUGCGGGCAUUCUGUAUGCAUAAUAAGUAGUAAUUUAGGCCUAUUUGAUAACUAUUUGUUAUAACCUCUUUGUUCAAUACUCUUAUUACCCGAGCUUGAAUGGGUAAUAAAUUAUUAUUAUAACUCAUCAACGUCUACCUUU
Molecule: messenger RNA, 1854 nt
Organism: Impatiens glandulifera
Lineage: Eukaryota; Viridiplantae; Streptophyta; Magnoliopsida; Ericales; Balsaminaceae
Product: protein PHYTOCHROME KINASE SUBSTRATE 1-like
Exons: 1
Coding region: 490-1665 (391 amino acids)
Biological process (GO): phototropism
Source: RefSeq, a predicted model, not a curated record